CAGAAGCGUGCUUGAAAGCCGGCACAUCGGCAACCCUGUUUCCAGACUUGCCCCACCUCAAACCCACUCAGACAUCCCUAUUAUAUGUGCGCCUGCAUAAGGCGCAGAAAACACAUCUCUCGUUUUACAUCUUCCUGCCUCCGCCUUGAGCCGUUCAGUGACACAACUCUCUUCACCUCAGCAGCGGCCUUUCCAUCUCAUUCAAGCUUAUUUGCAUCUUAAAUUAACACAUUAAAACCUACCGGGCGGGUAGGGCUGUCUCGCCUGCGCUAUCAGAGUGCUGCAUAUUGCUAAGCUCUACGGCAGAGCUUCACCCGUCCCAAUAUUCCUGCCUUCAGAGGCAGCGGAACCAGGAAUGUUGCAGCAGGACGACCAACGGCACCGCACCACCGGCGCAGAAGUCCUUCGCUGAGGCGCUGAGUCCUCAGCGUGAAAGCUAGAUGGCGCUUCCCCAGAUUUUGCUAUGGCUAUGCUGGGGUGCUGCCGUUGUCAGAGGGCAGCGCGGCAAUGAGGUCGACGUCCCCGCAAUGCCCGCCUUCUCCUUUCGCCUGGGACAAGUCGGCUGCGCCAGCACCAGUGCAGAAGCAAUCAGUGGAUACAGCUAUGCGCUGGCAAAGCUGGCGACGCAGAACUUGUCGUUGCGCGAUUCCAGCGGCCGGACAUACACCUUUGCAUUAGAGUACCAGGCGCUCGACGGCUGCACUCGGGCGGUGCACCGGCUGCAGGUGGCCAACCUGAUCGACGCCUCCCGAGUGCACUUCGCACUGGGCGCCGCCACAGAGUUUGCCGACGACGAGAGCAGCCAGUACAACGCCGCCGGCCGGCUGCUGCUGCACUGCUGCGCCCCCGACUCCGUGUACGAACGCGACCUGCCGUACGUGUACGGCGUGCAGCCGCCGUCCCGCUCGUACGGCACGGCGGCGCUGCGGUACGCCGUGCUCAGCGGCGGCGUACGGCACCUGGCGCUGCUGUACCGCUCCGACGACCCGUACAGCGCAGCCGUGUGCGAGGGCAUCCGUACGGCGGCGGCGGGCAUUGUACGGGAGCUGGUGCCGGGGUUGAAACUGUACGUACGGCAGUACAACGCCGCCAACGUGACAGCCGCCAGUGCGACCGACGGCGCGGUGUUCUACCGGGGACUGGCGCGCGGCGCGAUGGCGGCGGGUGUGGACGGCGUGGCGGCGUGCGACACGUACGCGGAGAGCGGCGUGCUGGCCGGCGCCUUUGUGGAGGCCAAGUACUACCUUCGCGCCUUUUUCCUGGCCACUGGCCCCAACACGCCCAAGUGGGUCGACACGCUGGGGGCGGCAGGGGAGGGCCUGCUGGGCGCAGCGCAGUGGCACCCCAGCGCCUGCUACAGCCCCGCCGGCAGCAGUAGCAACAACAACACGAGCAGUAGCAGCGGCGGCGGAGACGCCAGCAGCAGUGGCGGCGGCAGUAGCAUGGCGGCCGCCGGCACCCCGGCGACCCAGCUGGCGGUUGGGCUGAUGGGCAGUAGCCGCGACUUCUUGAACGCCUACCGAGCCGCCACCGGCACCGUGCCCGGCGGCCGCGCCGCCGCCGCCGCCGCCGCCGUAACCGCCCUGGCGGCGGCGCUGUCAACCGCCUUCAACCGCUGUGACCUGUCGGGCGUUUCAACUGCCGACGAGCUGCUGUACGGCCGUGGGCUGUUGGACUGCGACGCGGCAAUGUCACUGGCGGCCGCGGCGGCGGGCGCCGCCGCUGCAGCCGCCGCCGCCACCGCGAAUGCAACCGCCGCCGCCGCCGCCGUCACCGCAUUGCCGUACUACGGCCCGGGCUUCGCCAACGUGACGGGCUACGAGCUGGUGGUGGCGGCGCUGCAGCGGCUGCGCAUCGACGAGUCGUUCUUUGGCCCAAUCGCGUUCGACUCACUGCGGCGCAACGCCGCGCUCACGCCGCUCACGCUGCAGAUCCACGACUCGGCGGCGGAGACCAUCUUCCCGCUCGAGGCCGCCGGCUGGCCCGGCGCUAUGCCCGCCCCCAACCUGUACGGCACCAGCGGCGGCAGCAGCGGCGGCGGCACCAGUGGCGGCGGCGCCUUGUCAGACGGCGCCGGCUCCGCCACCCCGCCGACCGGCCCCAGCAACAGCGACAGCGGCAGUAGCGGCAGUAGCGGCGGCGAGUCCAAGGUGGUGGGCAGCCUGACCAAGGAGGGUGCGAUCACGGUGCUGGUGCUGAGCGUGGUGGUGCUGGUGCUGGUGGCGCUGAUGGGCGUGCUCAUGCUGCGGCGGCGGCGGCGGCAGCGGCGGCGGCAGCCCCUGGAUGAGCUGGUCGCCAUUGCCUACACCGACCUCACAGACAUCCGCGCGCCCGUGCAGGUCAUGUCCGGCUUCCCGCCCGACUACGAGACCGGCUACGCCAAGCUCAAGGGCCAGUAUGUGGCGCUGCGCCCCCUGGUCGACUACUACAGCGCCGGCCGGCCCGACAAGGCCGCGGCGGCCGCAGCAGCCCGAGACGACACCUACCUCUGGAAGGGCUACCUAGUGCAGCGGCCCAGGCCCAGCAGCGGCACCGGUGGCGGCGGCGCCGGUGGCGGCGGCGGCGCCGUCGCGCCGCCGCCGUCGAGCUCCGGCGCGGCGGCUGGCGGCGCCGGCGGCGGCGCCGGCGCCGCCGGCGGGCGGCCCAGCGGCUUCAUAGCAGACGCGCUGGGUCUCAUGGGGAUGGGCAACAGCGCGUUGGAGGGGGAGGGAGGCGCGGGUGGCGAGCGCGGGCUGGGCCGUGGGCGGUCCAUGCUGGCUCGCGCCAUUGCAUCCGUGUCGUUCAAGCAGCGGCCACGGCUGGGCGCGUUCCGCACGGAGCGGGCGAUGACGUCAGCGCUGGACGCCACCGGCGGCCCGCACGGGCCCGCCAGCGGCCCCGCCGCCGUCGGCGCCGCCGCCGCCGGCGCCGGCGUAGGUGCCGGCGGCAUGGGCGGCGGCGGCAUGGGCAGCGGCGGCGCCGCCGCGGUCGACGCGACGGCGACGAUCCAUGCCGCCGCCGUGGCUGGGGGCGUGUCGGGCGUGUCGGGCGUGUCGGGCGUGUCGGGCGCGGCGGCGGCGGCGUGGCGGCUGCGCCGUGCCAGCACGCACGUGGCGCGCACCGGCGGGCUGCUGGGCGAUGGUGGGAUGGGCGGCGGCAGCCCUUUAGGACUGGGCGGCGGCGUGCAUGGCGGCGGCGGCGGCGGCGGCGGCGGCGGCGGCGGCGGCGGCGGCGCCGGCCCGCACACGGCACCCAUGCUGUUGGGCUUUGGUAGCAUCGGCGGCGGCGGCGCCCAGGCCGGCUACGCCGGCGGCAUCGUGCGUGACGGCACCGUGGGUGGACGCGGCGGCCGCGUCCUGGUGAAGCAUGAGACGAUUGGGACCGUGCUCAGCGUCGGCAGCAGCGUUGCCGCCAUGGCGGCUGAGCGCGCGUUGGCGGCGGACGCGGCGGAGGCGCAGGAAGCAGCAGCAGCGGCGGCGGCAGCGGCGGCGGCGGGAUUGCCGCCGUCUCAGUCAACGCCGUCUUGUGCGAGCCCCGACGACAGCCACACAGGCGGCUCCAACUCGCUUAGCCUCCGACAGCUGCCCCUGCGGCAGGAACCAUUCCACAACACCGCCUUUGCCUCGGUGGCGGCGGCGGCGGCGGCGGCUGCAACAAGCCCCAGCCCCUCGCCCCACCGCCCCGCACCACUGCACUCGCCGCAGCAGCACUCCUCACGUUGGCAGCCGCCGUCACUGACGCCGCACGCGUCGACACAGCUGGGCGCCGUUGCGGGACCGACGCUGGCGCCGCCGCCUGGCGGCAGACUACUGCCGCCGCCGGAGCUGCUGCUACAGCAGCAGGACUCGGCGGCGGCGGCGGCGGCUGCCGCCGGCACGAUAGCGGACACGCCGUCGGCAUCGGCGCCGGCGGAGGCCACGGCGGCGGCGGCGCUGCUGUCGCCUCAGGCCACUCGCGGCAUGUCGACCUCCACCCACAUCGAGGCGGUCGACGUGCGGAACGUGCUGUACAACCGCUCGUCCUUAGAUAUGCCGCCGGCGGCGGCAGCCAGGCCGCAGCCGCGGGGGCCGGCGACGCCAGGUGCGAGGUGGCCGAGCGCCGCCGGCGCCGCCGCGUUGUCGGCGUCGCUGCUGCCGCCGCCGCCGUCGGUGUAUGCGCCGCAGCAUGGCUCCCCGGCGGCGGCGGCGCACGCCGGCGCGGCGGCGGCUCAGUCGCCGCCCUCCCAGGCCUCGCCCUUCUCGCAGCACGCGCAGCAGGCGCCCUUCCCCGGCGGCGGCAUCCCCUCCACAGCAGCCGCGGCCGCUGGCGCCGGUGGCGGCUACGCCGCCUCCGCCACCGGGCCCGAAACGUACGGCAGCAGCAGCCUGCACGUCAGCAACGGCGGCGCCACCACUGGCGCCUUCGACGGCCGCAGCAGCAUCGGCAGCGCGCCCAGCGCACGCGCCAGCCACAGCGGUUUCGGUUACGGCAGUUACGCCUGCGCGCCAAGCGGUUACAGUUACGGCAUGACAACGCCGCCGCAGGCCAGCCAAGGCGGCGGCGUUGUCGUAACCGGGGCCGGCGGCGCCGCCGGUAACAGCACCAGCACCGACCCCUCCCCGCGCAUCACCAACCACGGCGGCGGCCCGCCCUCGACGGCACCGUCACUGGGCGCGGCGGCGGCGCAGUCGCCCGCCUUCGCCGCCGCCGCCGCCAGCAUUGCGGCGGCGCUGGCGGCGCAGGCGGCGGCGCCGCUGGGCCUGCCGCCGGUGAGCAGCAGCCGCCUGCCACGACUGGCGGAGACGGCCACAGGCGAGAUCGACAUGUGCGACGUCACCGUCACGGGUGCCGGCGGCGAGGCUGACGUCAGCGGCAGUGCCACCGCCGCCGGCGCCGCCGCCGACACGGGCCUGGCGACGACGGGCACGUACGAAAGCGGCGCGCUGGCGGGCCUGGUCGGCGGCGCCGCCGCCACCGCCACCGCCUCAGCCGCCGCCGCCACGGGUCCCAACACGGGCCUCAGCUUCGCCGGCCCCGCCACCGCCACCGCCACCAUGCCCGCCGCCGUCACGUUCAGCCGCGUCACUAGCGGCGGCCGCUCCCAGUCCGAGCGCCCCAGCAGCGGCGCCCUCGGCGGCGCCCUCGGCAGCGGCUUUGGCAGCGGCUUCGGGGGCAUAGGCAUGGGCAUGGGCACAGUGUUUGCGACGCAGUCGUCGUUGCGCCGCGCCGGCGGCAUCGGCGGUGCAGCUGACAGCGACGUCGGCAGCACGGCCGCCGGCGGGCGGACGCUGCUCCGAAACAGCACGCUGCCGCAUCAAUACAGCGGCGUCGGCGGCGGUGUGGGCGGGCUAGACCACCAGGGCGGGCACCACUCGGCGCCGCUGGGCGCCUACCCGUCGCGCCUGCUCACCAGUAACGGCCUGCUCACGAGCGGCGCCAUGCACUCGCACUCGCACGUGCCGGCGGCGUCCGUGCGCGGCACCAUCACGAGCGGGGGCAUGCUGGCGGCGGCGGGUGGCGGUGGCGGCGGCGGGCGGCGGUACAUCUCGUCCAAGAAGCAGUUGGCGCACAUCAUCUGGCGGUUGACGCGGCUGCAGCACCCCAACGUGCUGCCGGUGCUGGGCAUCGUGUGGGACUUCGCCGGCCUGCCGGUGCCGGUGCUUGUGACGCAGUACGAGGAGUUUGGCUCGCUGAGUGGGCUGCUGGACAACAGCACUGUGGUCAUCGACCCGCAGCGCCGGCUGGACAUCGUGAACGACGUCGCCAACGCGCUGCGCUACCUGUACGCGCAGGACGACCUGAUCUUCAACGGGCUGCUGGGCGCCAACAACUGGCGGGUGUACCUGGACAAGCGCUUCAAGGCCAAGGUGGAGGUCACCAUCGCCUCCAUCGCGCUGGAGAGCCCCGUGUUCAGCAAGGGCCGGAGCACCCAGUCCACCGCCAACGGCCCCGCGCAGCCCUCCCUCACCUACGCCAACCACCCCGCCGGCGGCGCGCACGCCUCCGGCCCCUCCGGCCCCUCCGCGGCCGCCGCCGCCGCCGCCGCUGCCCAGCAACAGCAAGGCUCGCCUUUGCCGCACUCGGCGCCCUCGCACCUGCUCGUGUCCGCACCCGGCGGUCCCUCCACCACCGCCGCCGCCGCCGCCGGCGACCUCGCCGAGCCCUCCGCGCUCUUCCCCGGCGGCUCCAUCUACUCGGUCAACGCCGCCGCCGCGGCGCCCUCCGCCACCGGCACCGCCAAGACCUCCGCCACCGCGGCAGCGGCGGCGGCCGCCGCCGCCGCCACCGUCACCGCCGCGGCGCCCGCCGCCGAGUCCGCCGAGCCCGACGACGUCUACCAGUUCGGCCUGAUGGUGCUGACCCUGUUUGUGGAUUCGCCCGUGUCGCUCCUCGGCCCCAACGCUGAGCAGCUGGAGGCGGUGCGCGAGCUGCACCCCACGCUGGGCGAUGUGGUGGAGGCCUGCACGGCGGCGGAGGCGGCGGAGCGGCCCGCGUUCGCCGACAUCGCGGCCGCGCUGAACGGUGUGGUGCUGGCGCCGCCGCCGCCCAGUGCGGAGCCGGCGCUGGGCGGCAGCAAGCGAAUGCCGCAGGGCUUCAAGGUGGGCGGCAUGAGUGAGGAGGAGCUGUUUGAGGCGUUCCCGCCCUCGGUGGCGGAGGCGCUCAAGGCCGGCCGCGAGCCGCCCGCUGAGCCGCACGAGGAGGUCAGCAUCUUCUUCUCCGACAUCGUGGGCUACACCAACCACUGCUCCCGCCUGGCCACACACGAGGUCAUGGACAUGCUCAACCGCCUGUACAGCCGCUUUGACGCGCUGAUCAAGGAGCUGGACCUGUUCAAGGUAGACGUGAUCGGGGACGCCUAUCUGGCAGUCGGCAACAUCCGCCGCAAACACACCGACCACGCGCGCCGGCUGCUGCAGUUCGCGUUCCGGGCCAUUGAGGUUGCCAACAGCGAGCCGGUGUGCGUGACGCGGCCCGAGUUGGGCACCAUCUCUAUCCGCGUGGGGCUGCACGUGGGGCCCGUCAUGGCGUGUGUGGUGGGCACCAUGAACCGCCGGUACUCGCUGUUUGGCAACACAGUGAACGUGGCCAGCCGCAUGGAGUCCACUGGGGAGCCCAACAAGGUGCAGUGCACCACCGCCUACAAGCAGCUGGUGCGGCGGAGCUGGCCCGAGGUGGUGGCGCGGUCGCGGGGCUUCAGGAACAUCAAGGGCAAGGGUCUGAUGGAGACCUACUUCCUGUACGCGCCCGACACACCCCUGUCCGCCAUCGGGCCCUCGCUGCUGAACGAGGAGCUCGCCAUCAGCAGUCGCGCCAGCUCCGAGGGCAACCUCAAUGCGCACCUGCAGCUGCAGGCCCUCAACCUUAAGCGCUUCCAGACGCUGCCGCGGCAGCGCGCGCCGGCGCUGCCGUCCGUCGUCGUGGCGGCGGCAGCCGCCGCCGCUGCCGGAGGCAGCCACGCCGGCGUCACGGAGACUGACCCCGGCGAGGACCGCACGAGCGUGGCACUGGGGGCGGCGGGGGGCGGCCGGGACGGCGCGUUCUCGGGCAAUGUGUUGCUGCACCACAACCACAGCUCCGGCCGCGGCCUGCUCCACCACCUGCCGCAACACGGCCCCGGCGGCGGCCUGGCGCCGCAGCUGCACGUGACCAGCUGCAGCGGCGAGCUGGGGACCCGGCCCGCAAGCGGUCUCAUCACUAGCCUCGGCCUCAGCCUGGGGCUCGGCGGCAGCGGCGGCGGCGGCGGCGGUAGCGGCGGUGGUAGUGGGGUUGUGACGGGAGCAGGCGCGGUUGCGGGCGGUGGCCAGCCGCUGCUGGAGCGGCUGGGCGCGUUCAGUGCGGGCGGCAACCGCACCGGGCCGGGCUGCAUUGGCUAUAGCAGCGGGCCGUUGAGCGGCGCAGGUCUGACGGGCGGGCUGGGUGGCGGCGUGCGGGGCCGCGCGCGUGGAGCCACCACCGGCGGCGAUGGCACAGGCGAAAGCACGAGCGCGGGCGGCGGCGGCAGCACCAGCGCGGGCGGCGGCAGCGGGGAGAGCGGAGAGCUAAGUCUCCGGUCCAGUGCUGCUGAGGGGCCGCUGUCGCGGGGCCUGCGCUUGAGCCGCAGCGUGCGCGUGCGCCAGUCGCCGCCCAGCCCGCCGCGCCAGGCGCCGGCACAGCUACAGCGAGAGCGGGAGUCAGGGAGCGCGCAGGCGGCGGCGCCGGCAGCGGCGGCGGCGGGCGAUCUUCCUGAGCGGCUGCUGACCGGCAGCAGCGCGCGCAAGUCGUCUCCCGGCCGCGGCAAUCGCACGCCGUAGCUCACGCCCCCGGGGCCUGCGCGCGGGCCAUAAGCACACGCCGCCAGCGCGGCGCGCGCUCGUUCCUAAUGGGGGCAUUUGCGAGGGGUGCCGGGCGGACGUCUGGCUGCUGCCCUUGCGUCGCUGUGGGGUCUGGCGCCGGUGCCACUUUCCAGGGACACGCAUGCGUGGCAGACGGGGCCACCGUACGGGCAAAAGCGCCAUGUCACAAUGCGCGAUCUUGGUCUUACGCGUGUCUUGCAAGGCCUAAACCUUGAAUGGAUGGUGGCUGCGCGGUGAGUCUUGCGUGUGUAUGCUUGUGACUCAAAGAGUGGGGCGCACCUCGCCUCCAAUAAAUUCGCAGGGAUCCAUGAUGUUCAUAGUACAAAACAUAUUACAGAUUAGCAGCAGCGUGCAUGCCUUCCGUGGCGAACAAGUUGGCAUGGUGUGUAUCUGGAGUGGCUGAGCCGCAUGGCUGCGGCUCGCCAAGGCGGUGACGCGAUGUGAUCCCCCGUCAACAUGGGGGAAAUAUGCAUACGGCAGCCUGGCGUGCAUGAAGGUAAAUAACGCACGCAGCAUGCAAUGGCUGCAGUGGCCCAUGCAGAGUGCUGCGGCAUGGACUGCUACGGCGCGGGCAAUCCCGUGUGCCGGAGUGAAGUUCGAUGGCCGAGCGUGCAAACGAACUCGGGUUGUUGCACAGUCAACUGUUGAGGUGUAUGCGCAUGCGGUUGAGUGCGUGCUGUUGCUUGUACAGUUUUACACGACGGGGCGAAGGGCACGUAAGCGGUAGUAAGGACAUCCGUAGAGAUGGCUUGGCUGGGCGGACGUCUUAAGGACGGUGCUCCCUUCUGUUUGCGCCCCGGUCGUAUACAUUGCGACGGUGGCAGGGAUCGUGCGUGUUCAUGCGGCAGCGCCCACUAGCAAGGAAGCAGUGGGAGGGCUGGUCGUUGAGCGGUUGAGUGACACGCUGUCAUGGUGGCACGUCUGGUGCGAUGCCGGCAGCCGUCACUAUGGGUUGACCUGCGGUCACGUGAACGAGUUUACCACGUGUGAUCCACAUCCUUCAAACAUUUCGCAUCUGCAUCGUACAGCGGCAUGGCUACAUUGCCAUGCCGGCCGGGGCGCAAUGACCCCUUCUUUUGAAUGAGCAUAUCUGGUCCACGCGGGCAAGCAUGGUUGCCUUCUUGGGCGCUAGUAUGGGCGGUGCAACCGGAGUUUCCGGCUAUCACACAGGAAGGAGCAGACAAGCGCGUUGCGCAGGAGGCGUUCGCAUAUGCGUGCGUGUUGGUCGUGUUGUUUUGGGGGGGGGGCCUGUCACAACGCUGCGCCGUCGUCCAGCCCGAUGAUCGACGCAGCGGAGAGCCGUGGGUCUGGAGUGGGCUUGUACAGGCGUGUCAGCACGUAGGUGCAUGGCGGUCUGUGCGCCGAGGUGUUGCAAGCACUUGAGGGCACGUGAGAUGUGACAUGCGUGAUUGCCGCUAGGAGCCGCAUGAUACGCAGCAGGGCCUGCGUCCGCGAACCGGACAUUCGUACAUGUGAUUUGCCGUCUUCCAUGCAUUGCGGGUAUUUCUUCAUCAAAGCGGGCUGCACCCGUGCGCUGAUGGCUUUCGGUCACGAAUGGAGGUUGCGCCAAUCAUAUUGGGGUUUGCACCGGUUUGACCGCGUGCUUCACCAGAGUGCAACCAAUAUAUCCGGGGGGGCUGCGCAUUGUAAGCUGCGGUGCAGUAGGACUGGUUGACAAGCGCGAGGCCGCCGAAGCAGGUGGCUUAGCAACGGCGCUGAGGGGCGCACCCUGCCCAUCCCGGGUGGAAGUGAUGUCACUAUUGUUGCUGGUACUGGUACUGAGCAAGAUGGACGCACCAGUGGCAGGGCACGCCGCAGACAUGGCGCGGUAAAGUAAUCGAUGAUGGGGAAUGCAUCUGUGUGUUUAGGUACCGUAUUCGUGUGUGCAUGUCGAUGCUUGGCCGUGGGCGCACACACAUUCAAGCUUGUGCUGGUGCUGGUGCUGCUGUUGGUGUUGCCUGUUGGCGGCACCAACAGGGGCGGGGCUCACAUGCGGUUCGCAUGUGGUGUGACCGCGUGAGAAUUGCGACAUGCACCUUCCUCCGAUGAUAGGGCAGUCAGCAAUAGAAUGAAGUGUGCCGGUCUGCUGGAGGCUGCUGGUCGGUCAUGUCGGCCGAGUGUGUAUACGAGGGGGCGCACACGCAUGGUGCGCAACGCUGUACCAGUUACACCGUUUGGCGUGCGUCAGGUCGAACCGUCGA
This is a messenger RNA of Chlamydomonas reinhardtii, 10492 nucleotides long. RefSeq lists its product as uncharacterized. The record is from RefSeq and is a predicted model, not a curated record. The transcript has 15 exons. Gene Ontology annotation, biological process: cGMP biosynthetic process; receptor guanylyl cyclase signaling pathway; intracellular signal transduction. Lineage: Eukaryota; Viridiplantae; Chlorophyta; Chlorophyceae; Chlamydomonadales; Chlamydomonadaceae. Gene Ontology annotation, molecular function: peptide receptor activity; guanylate cyclase activity. The coding region runs from base 528 to 8249 and encodes 2573 amino acids.